This is a messenger RNA of Paraglomus brasilianum, 759 nucleotides long. NCBI's taxonomy places the organism in Eukaryota, Fungi, Glomeromycota, Glomeromycetes, Paraglomerales, Paraglomeraceae. The record is from the annotation of a GenBank genome assembly.
AUGGCUGAAAAGACUUCCACAAAAAUGGAUGCAAUUAGUCAAGAAGGAGUUCUUGGAUCCUUUCAGCUCUUCCCCACCGGCACUCAUAAUCACGGUGUGGGACGCGAUAGCUCUCCUAUAUACACAUUUCGUUCAUCUCCCCAUAAGAUGGACGUUGAAAAAACAAGUCGAGCACCUUUCCAUGCAAAUGGACAACUUGAUCGAGAACCAGAAGGGGAAGGUGGCCAAUUUCGCGUUCGGGUCCUCAAUUCGUUGUGGCCCUCCAAAACCGCCAACAACGAAAAACAUGCUAGCCAAAAUGCCAAAGGAUAUAGCGUUGUCGAGGACGGAGAAAUUGAGGGUUUAGUUCCUCCUGCCCUAACAAAGGAAGAAUUGCCAUCCCUGGGGAAAUUGCGCCGAAUUGGUACCGUGGGAGGUACUGCGGAGUCAAGAUGGAGAUCGUGUCGACAUAUACUCCCGAACUAUUGUUAUAAGCAAGAUGGGAGUGAAGGACUUAUGCCUCAUGUGUCAGGAGGUAGCGGACUCGUUGAACCGCAAGGAUAUCGCAAUAAUUCACCAAUGGUAAUCGACGUGAUCGCGGAUGAGUCCGACCGCCAACGUAUUGCAGACUUUGUUCAUAUGAAAAUCUGUAAAGGAUCAGAUUUUACCAAUUGUAUAAAGGAGGGAUCAUUUCUUAACCGUUUUAUGAAGAAAAUUCAAGAGUAUGGCUUCGACCACAUCAUUAUCAUUGCAAACGCGAAGAAGGAAUACUUUUUUUAG